GCUCAAGCGACAACCUAGACUUUCGAAUUCUCAAUUCCCUCCACAGACUCAUACCCCAAGAUACGUAAGACGAGCAUACCGGGCGCAUAGAGAAGUAAUAUACUGGUCUGGUCAUUAAUACUCGCUCCUACAGUUCUCCAGAGUUUAAUUCGUACUCUCUUUGUUGGCCAAGGUUAUCGUCGUCAUUCUACCAAAUUCGAGACUUGUUCAAGUACAAGCACAACGACAUUUAGCCCAAACGUCAAUCUUGGUGUCCUUUGACAAGAAAAAGAGGCGCCGUGUAGAUAAUCGCCUGGAAUUCCAUUACUACCGGAUCAAGCUUCUCUAUCUAGACACCAUCAUCAGCACUCACAAACCCCACCCUCAAGAUGUCGAACACCGAUUUCCUUGGGCGGGCCAUAGACGUGGUUAAGAAAGCCAUCGAAGCCGACACCGCAGCGGAAUACGAUAAAGCAUAUCAACUCUACUACCAAUCUCUUGAACUCUUCAUGCUCGCUCUCAAAUGGGAGAAAAAUGCCAAAUCCAAGGAAAUGAUCCGCGCCAAAGCCGGCGAAUACAUGGAGCGAGCUGAAAAAUUAAAAACACAUCUUGCAGAUGCGGAAGGCAAACGAAAAAAACCCAGUAUGAUGGGAGCGAAUGGGAGUUCGACGGGAGGAAAAGCAAACGAGGAGGAAGGGGAUCCAGAAAGCAAAAAAUUGAGAAGUGCAUUGCAAGGAGCCAUUCUACAGGAUAAACCAAAUAUCAAGUGGGAGGAUGUAGCGGGCUUGGAGGCCGCAAAGGAGGCGCUCAAGGAGGCUGUCAUUUUGCCAAUUAAGUUUCCGCAUUUGUUCACGGGAAAAAGACAACCUUGGAAGGGUAUUCUGCUUUAUGGACCACCGGGAACAGGAAAGAGUUAUUUGGCCAAGGCAGUAGCUACAGAAGCAAACAGUACGUUCUUCAGUGUGAGCAGUUCGGAUUUGGUCAGUAAGUGGAUGGGAGAGAGUGAAAGAUUAGUCAAGCAACUAUUUACCAUGGCUCGCGAAAACAAACCCUCUAUCAUCUUCAUCGACGAAGUAGACGCUCUCUGCGGGCCCAGAGGAGAAGGAGAAUCAGAAGCCUCGAGACGUAUCAAAACCGAAAUGCUUGUCCAAAUGGAUGGUGUAGGAAGAGACAGCCGAGGCGUAUUAGUUCUAGGUGCUACCAAUAUUCCCUGGCAACUAGAUGCUGCCAUUCGACGUCGUUUUCAACGCCGUGUUCAUAUUUCCCUUCCGGACUUACCCGCACGAACUAAAAUGUUCGAGAUCAGUGUCGGAACUACUCCUUGUGAAUUGGUGGCCUCUGAUUAUAGAAAGUUGGGAGAACUGAGUGAGGGCUACUCGGGAAGUGAUAUCAGUAUUGCGGUUCAAGAUGCUUUGAUGCAACCUGUACGGAAAAUUCAAACGGCUACACAUUACAAAAAGGUCAUGUCUGAUGGCAUAGAAAAACUAACUCCCUGCUCCCCUGGCGACGCAGGCGCUAUGGAAAUGUCCUGGACAGAAGUCGAUUCGGAUAAGCUUCUCGAGCCACCUCUCCAAGUAAAAGAUUUCAUCAAAGCUAUCAAGGGGGCUAGACCUACCGUUUCUCAAGAAGAUAUCCAAAGGAGCACGGAUUGGACCAAUGAGUUUGGUAGUGAAGGUGCUUGAUUAUGUUUUGCCUUGAUACUUAGUAAUAGCAAGAAAAGAAAGCAUAGCUGCAGGGAGUGGUUGGGGGAGAGGAGUAUGGGAUAAGGCAUGGUGGCGAAGAAGGCGUUUAUAAAUGGAUAGCGUUCUAAACUUAAAACGAACGUCCGGCACAAGUCGAUUUAAAUGAAUGCUACGAGUUAAGACAGGCGAAGAGCUACAAGAAUACAAUUACAUAUAUGUCAAUGAUGUCAAGCAAGUCUCACA
Botrytis cinerea B05.10 is the source of this 1904-nucleotide messenger RNA. It is a transcript of the gene Bcvps4, whose product is annotated as Bcvps4. NCBI's taxonomy places the organism in Eukaryota, Fungi, Ascomycota, Leotiomycetes, Helotiales, Sclerotiniaceae. Bases 369 to 1661 code for a protein of 430 amino acids. Gene Ontology annotation, molecular function: ATP binding; ATP hydrolysis activity. The record is from RefSeq and is a predicted model, not a curated record. The transcript is spliced from 3 exons. Gene Ontology annotation, biological process: endosomal transport; vacuole organization.